This is a messenger RNA of Oldenlandia corymbosa var. corymbosa, 231 nucleotides long. The record is from the annotation of a GenBank genome assembly. NCBI's taxonomy places the organism in Eukaryota, Viridiplantae, Streptophyta, Magnoliopsida, Gentianales, Rubiaceae.
AUGGAUAGGAAUGGUGAGAGUGAUAAAAAGGAGCCUUUAAAUGGUUUAGACUCUUCGAAAACUGCGUUGAAUGGCGAAAGAGAGGAGGAGUGCGAUGAAUCACAGUCAUUGUUGCCUCCAAAGAAAGGGGGGUUAUCUAAGAAGAAAUCAGGGAAGCCUAGAAGGAAAGUUCAAUGGAAUGAUAGUAAUGGAGAUAAACUUGCAGAGGUUUUGGAAUUUCAACCAAGGUAA